GUACAGCACUAAUUUAUAGUUAUACAGGUCUGACACAAUUUGAAAGUAUUUAUACUCUAGUACAAGUAACAGGAUCUACUUCUGCUGCUUAUAGUGUUGCUUAUAGUGGUGGUGUAACAUGUGGACUACUUCUAAUUGGUAUUGGAUUCCUAUUUAAAGUAGCAGCUGCACCACUACACAACUGGGCACCUGAUGUAUAUGAUGGUGUACCAACUAUCGUAACAUCAUGGCUAACAACAAUGCCUAAGAUUUCUAUCUUUGUAUUUCUUCUGGAACUACAAUCUGGACUAGAAG
Molecule: messenger RNA, 294 nt
Organism: Kalmanozyma brasiliensis GHG001
Lineage: Eukaryota; Fungi; Basidiomycota; Ustilaginomycetes; Ustilaginales
Product: NADH:ubiquinone/plastoquinone oxidoreductase
Exons: 1
Source: RefSeq, a predicted model, not a curated record